AUGUCGACCGGAGAUGGUGAUGACUUGUUCGAUCCCUUCUGCCGAUCUGUGGCCCACUCCGACCGAGCUUCCAGCACAUUAGCGAAUGGUGGUAGCCGCGUAGAUGCUCAACAACUCCCCCCUUGCCUUCCCCUCCAGCGCAAGAGCAGUGCUACAUGGGAUCCGGCCCGCGACAGUGGCUUUACGAAAAUCGGUAACGAAUCUAUACAUACCUCUGGGAGUAUGGUCGCGCUCGAAAAACUGGACGAGAGAGAAAUUGAAGGUAUCGGCCUAGUGCGCCCCUCCGCUACAAGGGGGCUUGCCUCUGAGAAUAAUCCACCCAAUCUCAGGUCUCCACCUCCUGGCCAGAAAAUCAGACAGCGGAAGCUGCUCAUCAGUCUGGGUGGUCUGGCAUUGAUAGUCGCAAUCAUCAUCAUUGCAACGGUGGUCAGCUUGCGGAAAUCUCGGCUUGGCGACUCUGGCACAGUCAAUCGCGCGGAUGGUGCGAUUGUCACUGCUUCAGGCGAUUUACUCAAGCUGUGGGGCGGAAACGGCGACAAAAUUACAACUGAUAAUGGCACGACCUUCGAGUACAGAAACCCGCUAGGAGGCACAUGGGUUGCCGUUCCUUUCAAUGAUACCGCGAAACCUCAAGCGGAUUCGCCGCCCUUGAACCAACCGUGGGAUUAUUCCAAUCGACGAAUUCUGGGCGUCAACCUGGGAGGCUGGCUCGUCCUCGAACCUUUCAUUACCCCGUACCUGUUUGAGCCCUUCAGCAGCCAUGAUGCCGAUGGCAAGCCGUCCACGGUGGUCGACGAAUGGACCCUGUCCACCGCACUUGGCGACAAACUCGCGUCGACCUUGGAGGACCAUUACCGCACAUUUAUCACGGAAGAAGAUUUCAUGCAGAUAGCUGCCGCCGGUCUCAAUUGGGUUCGCCUGCCUGUGGGCUGGUGGAUGAUCGAAACCUGGGACGGGGAGCCGUUUCUGGAAGGCGUUUCUUUCAAGUAUUUCCUCAAGGCUCUCCAGUGGGCGCGCAAGUACGGCUUGAGGGUCAACCUUGAUCUGCAUGCGGUUCCGGGCAGUCAGAACGGCUACAAUCACUCCGGCAAACUAGGCUCCAUCAACUUCCUGAUCGGCUUGAUGGGCGUCGCCAAUGCGCAAAGGACGUUGAACUACAUCCGCACACUCACCCAGUUUAUCUCGCAGCCCCAAUACGUCAACGUCGUCCCGAUGUUCUCUGUCUUGAACGAAGCCCUCACCCAGAAAAUUGGCGUGCAACAGAUGAGGUCGUUUUACCUUGAAGUAUACCAAAUGAUGCGUGGAAUCACGGGGUACGGAGCCGGGAAAGGGCCGAUGAUGAUCAUCCACGAUGGAUUCCAAGGAACCGGGGCCGGGCACACCGGAUGGGGUGGAUACUUGAAAGGCGCAGACCGGAUCGGACUCGAUACUCACACAUACUUCGCAUUUGACAAACAGAGUAACGAUUCUCUGGGGUACAAUUCCUACAAGCCGUGCACGUACUGGGCCAAAGGCUUCAACCAGACGAACACCGACUUUGGCUUCAAUUUCGCCGGAGAGUAUUCGCUUGCGGUGAACGACUGUGGGCUCUGGCUGAACAAUGUCGGAGUAGGAAGCCGCUACGACGGCACAUACCCUAAUACCAGCGGCCCCGACACCAAGAAUUUUCCCAAGGUUGGAUCGUGCGAUCCAUGGAACGAUUACCGGACGUGGAACGCGGACAUGAAGAAAAGCAUCGCCGACCUGGCCGCCACUUCGCAAGACGCGAUGCAAAACUCAUUCUUUUGGACGUGGAAGAUCUCCCGUUCAGUGCGCACGCCCGACGUCAAGCCCAACCCAAUGUGGGAUUACCAGCUCGGCUUGCAGCAAGGCUGGAUCAGACCCGAUGCUAGAGGAAGUGUUGGAGCUUGUGCGGUAGUAGCCGCCCAACAAGGGGCCACCGCGCCAGUCCAGCAAUGGGCUGGCAAAUUCUCCGAUUGGCAGAUAGGUGCUGGUUCAGACGCGCCUCGAACCAUCGAUCCUGCUCAACUCGCGUUGUACGGACAGUGGCCACCGACCCAGAUAUUCGUACAGCCAGGGGAAAACGCAGUAUACCCCGACGUCAACAAUCUGCCGCAGUACACGCCGACAGGGACGCCAGUGAUCUUAAAGCCGGAUGAGCCCAAUCCUCGAGAUUCCCCCGUCACCGCUUCCGUCGGACCUGGUUCCGGUUGGGCCAACGAUGCGGACCGCGCUGGGUGGUAUGUUCCCAUCAAGGAUUGUCAGUACCCGAACCCAUGGGCCGCUGGUGGAUUGCCAGCACCCACAGCCCCUUUCUGUGCAGGAACAGCCACGCAACCUACCAAAACCUCACCACCAAGUUUCCGAAAACGAUGA
Puccinia triticina is the source of this 2376-nucleotide messenger RNA. RefSeq lists its product as uncharacterized. Gene Ontology annotation, biological process: glucan catabolic process. Gene Ontology annotation, molecular function: beta-glucosidase activity. Lineage: Eukaryota; Fungi; Basidiomycota; Pucciniomycetes; Pucciniales; Pucciniaceae. Gene Ontology annotation, cellular component: cell surface; extracellular region. The record is from RefSeq and is a predicted model, not a curated record. The transcript is spliced from 5 exons. Bases 1 to 2376 code for a protein of 791 amino acids.